This is a messenger RNA of Salarias fasciatus (jewelled blenny), 2279 nucleotides long. It is a transcript of the gene lman1, whose product is annotated as lectin, mannose-binding, 1. The transcript is spliced from 13 exons. Gene Ontology annotation, cellular component: endoplasmic reticulum-Golgi intermediate compartment; Golgi membrane; COPII-coated ER to Golgi transport vesicle. Lineage: Eukaryota; Metazoa; Chordata; Actinopteri; Blenniiformes; Blenniidae. The record is from RefSeq and is a predicted model, not a curated record. Gene Ontology annotation, biological process: endoplasmic reticulum to Golgi vesicle-mediated transport. Gene Ontology annotation, molecular function: D-mannose binding. The coding region runs from base 16 to 1569 and encodes 517 amino acids.
CAGUGAUACCGAAACAUGGCGGUGUCCACGGCGCAGCGCCCGGCUGCGGCUGCUCCUCUCUUCAUUCUAACUUUUCUCUCGGCGUUUCUCUUCCACUGCGGCGCGGCCGACAGCUCGGCGGGCGGCUCGGACCCGGAGGGCGCUCCCCACCGGCGCUUCGAGUACAAAUACAGCUUUAAAGGACCGCACCUGUCCCAGCCGGACGGCAGUAUCCCCUUCUGGAUCCACACUGGAAAUGCUAUUCCUAGUUCAGACCAGGUGCGUGUUGCGCCGUCCCUCAGGAGCCAGAAGGGCUCUGUGUGGACAAAAAACAGAAUCAACUUCAAGCACUGGGAGGCCGAGGUGACCUUCAGGGUGUCCGGGAGAGGCCGAAUGGGAGCCGACGGCUUGGCCGUGUGGUUCACAACGACACAGGGCCUUGAUGGGCCGGUGUACGGAGCUGCUGAUCAGUGGAACGGAGUCGGGAUCUUUUUUGACUCUUUUGACAAUGAUGGGAAGAAAAAUAACCCGGCCAUCAUCGUUGUGGGGAACAAUGGCAAACUUGUUUAUGACCACCAAAAUGACGGCACCACACAGGCUCUGGGGACGUGUUUACGAGAUUUCCGCAACAAGCCGUACCCCAUCCGGGCGAAAAUCACCUACUACAAGCAGACGCUGACGGUCAUGAUCAACAACGGUUUCACCCCCGACAAGAACGACUACGAGUUCUGCACCAAAGUGGACAACAUGAUCGUCCCCCUUCAGGGCUUCUUUGGCAUUUCGGCCGCCACCGGUGGUUUAGCAGAUGACCAUGACGUUUUGUCUUUCUUGUUAUUCAGCCUCACAGAGCCAGGCGAGGAGCCGCCUCCAGUUGAAUCUGAGAUCCCAAAAGAGGAGAAGGACAAGUACCAAGAGGAAUUUCAGAACUUCCAGCAAGAGCUUGAUAAAAAGAAAGAGGAGUUUCAGAAAGAGCACCCCGAUGUCCAAGGAGAGCCAAUCGAGGAUGUGUUUGAGAGUGUGAACGACCGGGAGAUCCGUCAGGUGUUCGAGGGCCAGAACCAGAUCCACCUGGAGAUCAAGCAGCUCAACCGGCAGCUCGCCAUGAUCCUGGACGAGCAGCGCCGAUACGUCUCCGUCAUCACAGACGAGAUCGCCAAGAAGGGGUCUCAGGCCGACCCGGGACAGCUGCAGUCCACCAGUCAGCUGCUGAACACCGUGGUGGCCACGGAGCAGGAGAUUCUCAGAAACCUCAACGACUUCAGAAGCUCAUUCCAUGAGUCGGUGAAACAGAUCGGCAUGGCGCAGCAGCCCCACGACCAGGCGGGGGCCGCCGGGGGCUACGAGACCGUCCAGCACUUCAACGACAUCAAGGAGCAUCUGCACGUGGUCAAGAGAGAUCUGGAGCACCUGGUCCAGAGAAACGCUCAGAGUCCUUCUGAGAAAGUGGUGAAGUGCCCCGAGCCGCCGCCCAUGCCUUCCUGCUUGUCCACCGUUCACUUUGCAAUCUUCAUCGUCGUGCAGUCGGUCCUGUUUUUCUGCUACAUCAUGUACAAAAGUCAAAAAGAAGCAGCAGCAAAGAAGUUCUUUUGAUGAAAUUUGUUUAUGAAAAGAGGUGUAUAAAUGAGACUGUCCAUUUCCAUAAUUCUUUCGUUUGUUUGAUUUUUCAGAUUGUAAGUUAUUGUAUUUGAAAAUUUGGUUUUGCUGAGCGAGCUUGUUUUUAAUUGAUUGCAGAUUUUUAAUUUGAUCAGUAAAAUGUGUGUGAAUGCCAGUGCGAGACUUUGGUUUUCCAUCAUGAUGUAUCAUGUUUCCUACAGUAUUUCCUGUUGGCCAGAUCCUUAGAAUUUGUUUUUGUUUUGUUUUUUUUUUUUUUUUCUAAGCCGGAAUCUGCUCCACUUCCACCGAACUGAACUGACAGUAAAACGAACCUGAGUUUUGACUUGUGCUAUUUUGUAUUAAAAACACAAAACGAUGGAGGAGAACGGGGACCGGCUUGUAUCUGCAUCCGUUGAACUGUUUUGGUUUGGUCCAACAUGUCGGAAUCUGACAUUUCCUCAAAGUGAACAAUUCACAUAAACAGUGAACACAAAACUCUGACUUCUGAUUGCUUUUUCGUUUGUUUUUUUACGAAGCAAUCACCGCACACAGAUUAUCCACGUGGGACCUUUUCUCUGUGAAAGAAAAAAGGCUCAUCAAGCCUACACAGUUUGGAGAUUCUGCAUUUACAACAGUUUUUCCUCAUUUAGGGUCCUUAGUUUGUGUGAUCUGUACUACAUUAAACAAGUUUUGCAAAUACAGUGAAG